AUGCAGGCCAACGCACCGCCUUCGUCGGCGGUCGCCCGCAGUGACUCUGCCAAGGCAUUCGACGGCAUACGUGCAAGCCCUGCCUCGAAGACGACUGGGCCCGACCAGCGUCCUACGUCCCAGGGUCACCAGAAAAUUGUCUUCACCGAUGCGGUCGCCCUCCGAUACCUGGAAGAAGACCCUUCGACCGACGUGCUGCACCGCCGCGAGACGCUGCAGGGCUACGAGAUAUACGUCGUCGAACAAUGGGCCUGCUCACGCUCGCACCCGACUUUUAUUAUUUCGACCUACACUGGAGACCCGUCACAUACGGUGGUCGUGGGCGUGCUUAGCGUCCCAACGGAUGAGUCGACAUGGUCGCCGCGGUUGCGGAUGUACUUUAACGCCGUGAAGCAAUACCAUGCUCGGAGGAAGGAGACGCCGCUGGGAGCGGUCAUGGUGACGGAUCUGGGCUCGUUUCCGUCUGCCCUGACCGUGAUUCCGGUGCCUGACGGCGAUCUCAAGAAACAUAGAUUAGACUUUAUCGUGAACGAGGACCUGAAACGGCUCGGUUGCGCGGGUCGUGCGGGCUUGAAGCUUCAGCCGCCGUUGGCUGCUACCGAAGCCAAGUUUCAUCAGCUCUACCGGACGAGUGAGCGGGUACCUCUCUAUACCGCAGUUCUUGAGCUGGUGAAGCAGUGCCAAAUUGCCUUGAUGGUGUUUGACAAGCUAGCCCCCGAGUAUGUGGACGGUCUGCUAUGCGACGUGACUGAGACGGCGAUCAGCGACUGGUGGGCGGAUAUCGGAACCGACCUGUACAAUGUUGAGCCAAGUGAUGGUGUUUUGGGGCCCACGACUGUCGCCGCUCUGCUGGGCACGCUUCUGGGGGCUCGGAAUCGACUACAUGCCUACGGUGCCCCGGUGGGAAAGGAUGCCUUCGACAUCGAUAACCUUAAGAGGGGAAUCGGCGGCUUUCAGAAGGCCCAGAAAAUGAAUCGGUCUCGCAGAUUGGACCGGCGGACUCUGGAUAAACUACAUCGUGCUACUGCCAAGGCAGCCAAUGCAGACGGAUGGACCGAUGCGAUCAAGUCAACCAUGACGGAGCUUAGUGGACAGGGUGGUGAAAUGGUCAUGGGUAUGGUCCGCCGCCGCGAGAAGGGCGGAAUUGCCGAUGUCGAGACUCUUGAUCUCGACAACUUUGUACAGUACGUGUACGGCUCCAGGGCGAAAUGGCUGUGGCUCGGGAAGCCGCGCAAAAGUGGAAUUGACAGUGGUUUCACACGAGGUCCGGGGACAGACAUGAUGUUUACGACGGAUGACCAAGGGGGUUACGUCUGGACGAGUCGGAAGAAACACUCCACAGAGGACUUGCACGCCGAGCGGGUGGCUUCUGGUCUUGAUCGACAAUGGAGGGCUCCUGAGUUGGUGAUCCCAGAAGAAAGGGAUCAUCGGAAAAGGGGUGUCAGUGGCAGAGUUUCAGAUGCCCGGGCUGGUCUGGGUCGUUUUAAAGAUGCCGUUGGGCUACAGGGCCUGCGUUCACAUCACCACAAGCAUUCACGAGAAGGGGUGGACUUGACCCACGAUAUUGCGUAUUAUCCGCAGAUCGACAGCGAUACUGAGACGUCCGCUCAAAAGUCCAAAAGUGGCUCUGGUCCGUCAGAAACGAAGGUGGGCGAUGAGUUCGGAACUCGACCAGAGGACGAACAGAAUAAUCAGCUUUCCGCCACGGCGGAGUUUGUCACUGAGGUCCAGCCUCCCGAAAUCCACGUUGAGACUGUGCCGCCCACAUUUGAAGUCGACGAGCAGUCCGAGCAAGCAGACCAAGUAGCAUGGCUGCAGCCCAUCCCAACGAUAGACGAGGAAUCAGGCCUCGAACGCGUCAGGAGCCGGUCUAGCGCUGCUUCAAGCGACCGAGGACAGGGCCGAGAUGAGCCUGGCUCCGAUUUAGCUAUGAUGGCCCUCCGUCGUCCACAGAGCUGCGAAGAACUUCGGACUAUCGACAACCAAGACCCACGACGGAACGAUUGGUGCGCGCGACACCUCUCCUUCAGCAAUGUCGAAGAGGCUGUACUCAGCUGGGUUCCGCUGGGCGGUCGGCCUACAAUCAAAGACCCGACGAACCUAGAAGAGGCUAUUGCAGAAGAGGAUAUGCUUGCAUCGGACGCUCGCAUCUUCAGCACCCGCAUCCUAGAACUCAGCGAACAUACUGUGCCAUGGGUUGAGCGCCAGGUCGAUUCCGUCGAUGGUCUGAAUAACAUCUUGUAUGACCAUCACGAAGAGCUGAACGCCGUGUACCUGGAACGCUUCCGUGAUUACCAGCGGCUGCGCGAACGAUCUAGCGACCUCCUCACAGACGAGCACGCCCAUCUCAGCGACAGCGUGAAGCACGUCGAGCUGUUGGGCGCGAAAUUGGAUUACGAGCUGCAUGUUCUCGAGUCUAAAGUCGAGGAUAUGGAGGCGGGCCUGGGCGAUUUCGAGCGGCACAUCAUGAACGUGGAAACACGCAUUAAGGGCUUGCUCCAGGGCGAGGAGAAGCAUAGCGUUUCCUGGAUUACCUGGUUACGGCGGUCGAUCGGGCUUACUGCGCAGUGA
Penicillium canariense is the source of this 2571-nucleotide messenger RNA. RefSeq names its product putative Sin3 complex subunit (Stb2). Bases 1 to 2571 code for a protein of 856 amino acids. Gene Ontology annotation, cellular component: Sin3-type complex. The record is from RefSeq and is a predicted model, not a curated record. Lineage: Eukaryota; Fungi; Ascomycota; Eurotiomycetes; Eurotiales; Aspergillaceae. The transcript has a single exon.